AUGAAGAACUGUGCGAUUCCCUUCCUUCUCCUCGCCGUCGUUUGGACCGUCGCACCGAUCACCCACGCGUCGCGCGUUUUAAAGGCCGCAACGCCAGAAUCGUGGGAUUCGCCGCCGGCGGUGGUGGUGGGGGUCAAUUUCCUCCCGGCUCGUCCGCGAAGAGAGCUCCCGACAACGAACACGGCAGUCGGAGGAUCCUUCGGCGAUAUUAGCGAAAAUCCCAGCAGUACUGGAAACGCCCCGGCGACAAGUCGCACGCGACGAGUUCUAGCGAGCGACUACUUUUACGAUGAAGAAGAUAGCGGCGACAGCGGCGGAUCGUACGGCCAAGACUACUCGGGCGGCGCGUGGGAGCCUCCCAGGCCUCAAGCGGGCUAUGUCGGCUCGACUGAUACGGGCGGAAGCACGGAAGAGGAGGGGGGGGAUGGCGGCGAGGACAGCGGGGGAGACUCGACCUGGGUAGACGAGCCAAUAACAAGCGAUUUCAGUGACGGCGACGGCGGCGAGGAAAGCGGCGGCGAUGGCGGCGGGUUCUGGGACGAACUGUGGAGCAAGUGGGGGUGGGAUUCGUCGGAAGAGCCGGAUACGAUCACUGGCGCGGACCCCGGGAUUGGCUGGAGCGACGACGGAAGCGGCGGCGGCGACAGCGGCGGCGACAGCGAGUGGACGGAUGACGGCAGUGGCGGAGGUGACGGGGGGUCGAGCGAUUGGUCAGACGGCGGGUCUAAUAACGACUGGUCGAACGGUGGAACGAGCGGCGGAAGCGGAUGGGGGAAUCCGUACCCUGGGUAUGGUUGGGUCGGCUCUACUGACACCGGCGGUAGCACGGAUGAGGGCGGCGAGGAGGCGCAAUACAGCAAAGCUCCCCAUCAGGGCUCCGCCUCCCCUCCCCCGUCCCGCGGUUCUCCCGACCGUCCACUCCCCACGCCCCCUGGCCAUCCAUCUAACGGUCCCCAACCUCCGAGGAGUCCUCGCCCACCAAACGGUUUGCCUCCUCCUGCAGCAGCUGAUAUUCCCGUGCCAAAGCCACCGCACGUGCCUGGUGGUCCCACUACCCCUCCUCCUUCUGGCGUUCCCGCUGUUCCAACACCGCCCCCUGAUGUUCCUCCUACCCCUGCUCCUCCCACUGAUGGAAACGUCGUUCGUGCUCCCUCUGACGGCUCUACUACCCCCAUUUUCCCCCCUGACGGCCCAACCACCCCCGUCCCCCCGCCUGACGGCUCUACCACCCUCAUUCCCCCGCCAGACGGCGCCACCACCCCUCCGCCCCCUCCUGAUAGUCCUCCUGACGGCGCAACCACCCCUGCCCCUCCCUCAACCUGCGUCAUGGACCAAGGGGCCGUGCAGGCAGCCCUCUCGUGGGCGUGUGGCGCCGGUGGCGCUGACUGCUCCGCUAUCCAGCCCGGCGGCGCGUGCUACGAGCCGAAUACACUCGCCGCGCACGCGUCUUACGCGUUUAAUCUGUAUUAUCAGCAGCGCGCACACGCGCCCGGGACCUGCUUCUUUGGAGGGACGGCUGUGGUGGUGCCGGCUCUGCCUGAUUACGCGCCUGAGACUGGAGGCUGCAAGUACGCUGAGGGGAAUGCUCAGUACUGUGUGGUAGGCUGCAAGUGA
Molecule: messenger RNA, 1614 nt
Organism: Closterium sp. Naga37s-1
Lineage: Eukaryota; Viridiplantae; Streptophyta; Zygnematophyceae; Desmidiales; Closteriaceae
Source: the annotation of a GenBank genome assembly